AGUGAACGCCCUGCAGAUUAUGUCAGAUUGCGUGCAGAAACCAAACCAGCCCAGCCUUUGAACUUCACCGCUUUUGGCUCGUAUUCACGCUCUUCCGCUCAUUUCCAAGCCAGGUGCUUGACGACAAACCUCAGAGAGAGAGGCUGUGACGGGAGGGGAAAAAAGAAAAAAUAACAGUGGACACUUUUAUGACUCCUGCAAACUGAAUGCGGAACAUUGCUUUCACCUUUAAGGAUUUUUUGUGUGCAUCUUGCAUGUGUUUUUUCUUUUUUUUCUUCUUCUUGCCGCAGGUCUGAGACAAGAGUUGCAAGCGGACUUCAGCGAACGCAAAUCAGUGUUUUAACUCGGGAAGAACAGAUCCGCGUGCUGGAUUUUUCUUCUUUUUGUUUUCUUCUUUUUAUUUUCCUCUUUUCCUUUUCGCAGCUUUGCAGACGCCAACCAUCUCAGACGUGGCAUGACCGGUAUCUGGUGUUUGGACAGGUGAAUAGUUUCCCUUCCCUCUGAUAAAAACUUUUCCUUGUCAUUAACAGUGGGGAUAAAUUUGAAAAAAAGUCUAGUUUUUAAGAUGUCGAAGCCUGCUGAUCAUAUCAAGAGACCAAUGAACGCGUUCAUGGUCUGGUCCCGGGGCCAGAGGAGGAAAAUGGCUCAGGAGAACCCCAAAAUGCACAACUCGGAGAUCAGCAAAAGACUGGGAGCCGAGUGGAAGCUGCUUUCAGAGUCUGAGAAGAGACCGUACAUUGACGAGGCCAAGAGACUGCGCGCACAGCACAUGAAAGAGCACCCCGACUACAAGUACAGACCCAGGCGCAAACCCAAAAACCUGCUCAAGAAGGACCGCUACGUUUUCCCUUUGCCUUACCUUGGGGAUACCGAUCACCUGAAGGGACUUCCGGUGUCAGCCGCGGACUCUCUGUUGGGCUCCUCGGAAAAAGCCAGGGCGUUUCUUCCGCCGACGUCCGCCCCGUACUCCUUCCUCGACCCGAGUCAGUUCAGCUCCAGCGCCAUCCAGAAGAUGACGGAGAUGCCGCACACGUUGAGCACCAGCACUUUGCCGUACGCGUCCUCCUUGGGAUACCAGAACGGCGCGUUCGGCACCCUUGGGUGCCCCAGUCAGCACACCCACACCCACCCGUCGCCCACAAACCCGGGCUACGUGGUCCCGUGUAACUGCACAGCCUGGUCAGCGUCAAGUUUACAGCCCCCGGUGGCCUACAUACUUUUUCCAGGUAUGACCAAGGCUGGGAUAGACCCAUAUUCAUCCGCACACGCCACUGCCAUGUAACCCUCAAGACUCUUUUUAUUUUUAUUUUCUCUUUUGAAUACUGAAAUGCAUGUAAAUAUGUUACGGACAGCGCGCGCCCCUUAAAAAAAAGGCAUGAACGGUGUUAACUGCCUUGGACUUGUUAUAAAAAAAAAUAACAGAGAGAGGAGAAACAAGAAAAGAGAAACUUUUCCAGAAAUCCCACAAGUUCCUGCCUGAGCACAGGAGCUGGAGUUUGCUGUAAAGUACGGAUCCCUGUGAACUGUAAGAAAUGUAAAUGUUAUAACGUUUAUGGCAACCAGAAAAGGAGGCCUUUAACUUUAUUUAUUAUGUACACUUCAAUGCUGAUAUACUGAUUUGUCUUGAUUAUUGAUAGGCUGAAAAAAUCGGACUUGCACAAUUAGCGUUAAUUCACAUUUCCUGCAUAAGCCUAAAUAAUCCACAUUUUUGGGGGGGGCAAUUUUAUGACGAUAUUCUGGAUAGAAGGUCAAAAGUCAGGACAUAUAGGCUGUUUAAUAUACGGGUUAUAUUGUUCAUGUUAUUUAAAAAAAAUGCAACGUACAAGUAGACGGUAAGAUGACAAUAAGGAGGAAAAACAAACCAUUUAAAUGUUUAAUUUUGCAUUUUCAAGUGGUUCAGUGGUGAUAUAGUCCCACCCGUCAUUUGUUUUUAUUUUUAUAUUUUUAUUUGCUGUUAUUUUUAAUUUAAUUUAAUAUUGAUUUUUGAGGAUAACUAUUGGAAUUCAAGGAGUUCUAUGUGUAUUUUCUAUCUGAGAUGGUAAUUUAAUAAGCUGUCAUGUUAUGGAAAGGAUGAUGUAUCUGGAAGGUUGAUACCUCCAGCUCUUUGUUCAAGUGCUGAGCAAAGACCUUUUGAAUAAAGACAAUCUGUCUUCAACC
Melanotaenia boesemani (Boeseman's rainbowfish) is the source of this 2157-nucleotide messenger RNA. It is a transcript of the gene sox14, whose product is annotated as SRY-box transcription factor 14. The record is from RefSeq and is a predicted model, not a curated record. The coding region runs from base 566 to 1282 and encodes 238 amino acids. Gene Ontology annotation, molecular function: DNA-binding transcription factor activity, RNA polymerase II-specific; RNA polymerase II cis-regulatory region sequence-specific DNA binding. NCBI's taxonomy places the organism in Eukaryota, Metazoa, Chordata, Actinopteri, Atheriniformes, Melanotaeniidae. The transcript has a single exon. Gene Ontology annotation, biological process: anatomical structure morphogenesis; regulation of DNA-templated transcription; cell differentiation.